UCCCUAUUAAUUCCCUUCACCGCCCCCUCGUACUCGUACUUUGCUUCUCUCUCUCUCUAUAUAACAACUACUUUCUCACGCACCAAUUAACAAAGACAUGGUACAAUCCAAGAAGUUCAGAGGAGUCAGGCAACGCCAGUGGGGCUCCUGGGUGUCAGAAAUUCGCCACCCUUUAUUGAAGAGAAGGGUGUGGCUAGGGACAUUUGAGACAGCUGAGGCUGCAGCAAGGGCAUAUGACCAAGCAGCCAUUUUGAUGAAUGGUCAGAAUGCAAAGACGAAUUUCCCCACUUCAAAGAACCAACCUGAAGAAGAUCAUGAUGACACUUUCUUAUCUCCGAAGGCUCUUUCAGAACUCCUCAGCACAAAGCUCAGGAAGUACUGCAAAGACCCUGCUCCAUCCCUCACUUGUCUGAGGCUUGAUGCUGACAAUUCCCACAUUGGAGUCUGGCAGAAAGGGGCAGGGCCACAUUCUGGCUCCAACUGGGUCAUGAGGGUUGAGCUCGGCAACAAACAAACCAAGGGUAGUGGUGAGUCUGUGGACUCGCCACUAAGUUGUGGUACUGAUCAUGGUGCUGGAAAUGAGGUGGUGGAAGAAGAGGAUAGAAUUGCUUUGCAGAUGAUUGAAGAGUUACUCAAUUGGAAUUAUCCUUGUGGCGCUUCAACUUCUUCUUAAGUGCAGCAAGUGUAAAAGGAACCUUCCCUGUCAUGUAUAAUAGUAAUCAUGCAUAUCCCUUUUACAUGCUAUAUAUAUAUCCUUUUCAAUUCGUUUACUUUUCUGUUUCUGUAAAAAUGUUUGUCAAGUGCUGAUAUCAUGAUAGCCAGUUUGAUGGUUACUUAAUACACUUUGCAAUAUUGUGAUUGGUGGUAACCAUGAACAUUGGAUCAAAUUAGAAACGAGAAAAGGAACUUGGUUUGUCAAUUUUAAUUAUUCGUUAGUCUGGGUUACUACCAAACUAUAUAUAGAUAUAUAUUAUUUA
Molecule: messenger RNA, 977 nt
Organism: Cajanus cajan (pigeon pea)
Lineage: Eukaryota; Viridiplantae; Streptophyta; Magnoliopsida; Fabales; Fabaceae
Gene: SHN2
Product: Integrase-type DNA-binding superfamily protein
Biological process (GO): regulation of DNA-templated transcription
Molecular function (GO): DNA-binding transcription factor activity; DNA binding
Source: RefSeq, a predicted model, not a curated record